Molecule: messenger RNA, 4471 nt
Organism: Phodopus roborovskii (desert hamster)
Lineage: Eukaryota; Metazoa; Chordata; Mammalia; Rodentia; Cricetidae
Gene: Lman1
Product: lectin, mannose binding 1
Exons: 13
Coding region: 29-1582 (517 amino acids)
Biological process (GO): endoplasmic reticulum to Golgi vesicle-mediated transport; endoplasmic reticulum organization; Golgi organization
Cellular component (GO): endoplasmic reticulum membrane; endoplasmic reticulum-Golgi intermediate compartment; Golgi membrane
Molecular function (GO): D-mannose binding
Source: RefSeq, a predicted model, not a curated record
CGCCGGCCUCUGCGUCCCAGAAUCCAAGAUGGCGGGGUCCAGACGGAAGGGUACCCGGGCUGGAGCGCGGCCGUUCAUUUGCGCCCUGCUACUGUCUUUCAGCCGAUUCGUCGGGAGCGAUGGCAUGGGAGGCGACGCUGCGGCCCCCGGCGCCGCGGGCACCCCAGCCGAGUUGCCGCACCGCCGUUUCGAGUACAAGUACAGCUUUAAGGGGCCGCAUCUGGUGCAGAGCGAUGGGACCGUGCCCUUCUGGGCCCACGCGGGGAAUGCUAUUCCAAGUUCAGAUCAAAUUCGAAUAGCACCAUCAUUAAAAAGCCAAAGAGGUUCAGUGUGGACAAAAACAAAAGCAGCCUUCGAGAACUGGGAAGUAGAAGUGACAUUUCGAGUGACUGGAAGAGGUCGAAUUGGAGCUGAUGGCCUGGCAAUUUGGUAUACAGAAAAUCAAGGCUUGGAUGGCCCUGUGUUUGGAUCAGCUGAUCUGUGGAAUGGUGUUGGAAUAUUUUUUGAUUCUUUUGACAAUGAUGGAAAGAAAAAUAAUCCUGCUAUAGUAGUUAUAGGCAACAAUGGACAAAUUAAUUAUGACCAUCAAAAUGAUGGCACCACUCAAGCUCUAGCAAGUUGUCAGAGGGAUUUUCGUAAUAAACCCUAUCCUGUUCGAGCAAAGAUUACCUAUUACCAGAAAACCCUAACAGUCAUGAUCAAUAAUGGCUUUACACCAGAUAAAAACGAUUAUGAAUUUUGUGCCAAAGUGGAAAAUAUGAUUAUCCCCACACAAGGGCAUUUUGGGAUAUCUGCUGCAACAGGAGGUCUUGCAGAUGACCACGAUGUUCUUUCUUUCCUGACUUUCCAGUUAACUGAGCCUGGAAAAGAGCCACCUACACCAGAAAAAGACAUUUCAGAAAAAGAAAAGGAAAAGUAUCAAGAAGAGUUUGAGCACUUCCAGCAAGAAUUAGACAAAAAGAAGGAGGAAUUCCAGAAAGGCCACCCUGACCUCCAGGGACAGCCAGCGGAUGACAUAUUCGAGAGUGUAGGCGAUCGAGAGUUAAGACAGAUCUUUGAAGGACAGAAUCGUAUUCAUCUGGAAAUCAAGCAACUUAACAGGCAGCUGGAUAUGAUCCUUGAUGAACAGAGGAGAUACGUCUCUUCCCUAACAGAAGAGAUUUCCAGGAGAGGAGCAGGGACCCUAGGGCAGCCUGGGCAGGUGUCUCAACAGGAACUAGAUACAGUUGUGAAAACUCAGCAUGAGAUUUUGCGACAAGUGAAUGAGAUGAAGAACUCCAUGAGUGAAACAGUCCGUCUGGUGAGUGGCAUACAGCACCCUGGCUCGGCAGGCGUCUAUGAGACAACUCAGCACUUCAUGGACAUCAAAGAGCACCUGCAUGUCGUGAAGAGAGACAUCGACAACCUUGCACAGCGCAGCAUGCCAUCUAAUGAAAAACCCAAAUGCCCAGAACUACCACCCUUUCCAUCAUGCUUAUCCACCAUCCACUUUGUGAUCUUUGUAGUGGUACAGACAGUGUUGUUUAUUGGCUAUAUCAUGUACAGGACUCAGCAAGAAGCAGCUGCCAAAAAAUUCUUUUGACCUUCAUUUUCCUGUAUGUACAUCAUGUAUGUAUGUAUGUGCAAAUGUUGUCUUUGAGGGGAUUUAGUAUUUAAAUCACUUCAUAGUCUAAGUUAUUAAGUUUUGUAAAAAAAAAAUAACUCUUAAAAACAUUCAUUUUUCAGUAAAUAAAUCUUAAAGACAACCACAUUUUGUUCAUAGUACUACAUGUCUUUAAAUUUCAGUGAGUUUCUGGUAAGGCAGAGUGUAGCCACUGAGCAGAAUAAUGGCAAGUCAAGACAUAAAAUAGGGACAGCCACUGACUGUGGGCACUACCCUCUCCAUCUCUGGUACGGGAGGUUUAUUUAUAUAAACACACUUGCCUUUCUUCCCAGAAUGUGAGGCCUAAACAAGAGCACCCAAUUCAUGUGAGUCUUGUAACAAAAUCAAUUUUAGAAGUGAGAAUCCCCUAAUGCGAGGGUGGGUUCUGGAGUCCUUGGUCCCAACACAGCUCCCUCUGUGAUCAGUCAUUUGUCUGAGAACUUUGAAUUAGAUACCAGGCAACAGAGCAUUUAAUGAAAUGUUUUCCCCUCUGUUUUAAAUAUUUCACUUUUAAAGGAAAAUUCUGGUGGAAAACUAAUACCUACUUUUUGUCUACAUUUAGGUGAGAAUCCUAUGACAGUCAUUUUUAAUGGGUAUUUUGCCCGGUGGUGUGUUCAUUCAUGAUAGCCAAUGUUUUAAAUAUCUUUGUUCCAAUAAUGUCAAUUUGAUAUUACAGAAAUAAUUUUUGUGCUUUUAAUUUGUGGAGUUUAUUUCUCCCAUUUUGUUGAACAUGUAGUUAGCUUUAAUUACAUGUUCUGCCGCUAUUUUAAAUUCACAGGACUUACUAAAACAUUCUGGUUUACAUUACACUGGUUUGUGACUUGCAAACUUAAAUUGGGGGGUGGUGCUUACAGCAGAAGCAGUUCUGAGCUAUUUGUGUUAAAGGAAAAACAAUUGUUUCUCCUUUAAAUGCUAGAAAAUAGGGACGCAAAGCGCCCGUUAUGAAUUAACCAGGAAACCUUAGGUUGGCAGGAGUUGAUAUCAGCACAAUUAGUUGUAGGUAUUUGAGAAACCACCUGUGACAUUUUAAAGUGCAGAUUUUACUUUUCUUUUCACAGCUGGGCUAGACUUUCGCUGGCUUCAAGACAGUUUACCUCUUUUUAAAGUAAUGGUCUCCUUUGGUAUGGGAUCCAGAACACCACUGUUUAAUAAGAUAUGCAACUAAAUUGUUCGAAGCCUUCGUAAGUUUUCUGUCGAAUGUCAUUUGCAGAUUGGGCUCUGAAGUCUCUAUGAAAACUUUACGAAGAGCACUCUGUGCUGUGGUGCUAGCACCACACCUGCAGUCUCCCCUUGCAUUUUACACUGGCAUUCAUCCCGGAUCUCAAAAGCAGUGCACUCACAGUGGCUGCGCAAAAGCGUAAAGCGCUUCUCACUUCUCUCUAGAGUUAACGCAAGUGUCAUCUCUCAGAAUUUACUUAUAUUAACAAAAAACCUUCAGGGAAAUGUCCAAUUGUAGACAUUGGGAAAUCUUGAGAUAUUACAAAGUCCACAGUCAUGUGCCUGAACGUUAAAGGACUCCCAGAUCUGGGCAGUGUGCAUUUUUCAAGUCCAAGGGGAAGUGCACUGGUGAUUCCUAAUGUGAUUGCAGCUAGCCAUUGCAGCUAGCAGGUAGUUAACACAGUGUAUCUCCGUUUUCCUCAAGAUCAUUCAGUCUAAAGCCUCUGAGCAAAACCCUGUGCUGUGGGAACUUACCACUGCCAGAGUCCCUCCAUUCUGUAGUGUUCUGUGUGACUGCAGUAAUUCACUUCUCACACCAGCAAGAACUUUACAGGUGCCUUGGAUUAAAUCAAAAUUUAUUUUAACACUUUAAUGUAAUUUUAUGAUGCCACUUUUAAAAGAAAUUGCAAUUAUGUAAUUGCUGAUAGGCUUGUGUUUGCGUUAUAAUUAUUUGAAUGCUUUACUUAACAUAAAAUUUCACCAUGAAGUCACAAGUGAUAACCAGUGUUUUUGUCACAUCUUGAAGGCACGUUAGUGUUUUUCAAAGUCUGACCCAUGGACCAGCCAGCCAGUUCAUGGAAUGCUUAUUAGAAUUCCUUGAUUCCAAGGCCCCAUUCCAAUCCAGCUGCAUCACCACUCGGGCGGGGCAUCAAGUGUUCAUCCCACAGACACAGCACACUGACAGUUGAAAACCACUGGAUGAGGAGUAGGAAGAGGUGUGUGAUGGGCGUUUGUUUCAUUGGCUCUAAGCUGAGCUAUGCAUAUUUUUGCUGUCGUUGGGAUCAGCAGUGCUGCUGGUCCUUCUGUGCUUGUUAGUGUGUGUUUUGUUCAUCAGCAACUACAAACUAACUUCGGGUUGGCCGACCUCUUGGCAUGUCAAUGAUGACUUUGAAACUUAUAGAAUCAUCUUUGGCUCAUGGCAAAGCAUAAGCCUGCUGGCUGAAGCUGUGGCCUUCCUGGUUGUCACCACUUUUUAUCUCAGACAGCUGCAUAUGUUGAUAACUUGAGGAAACCAGAAAAGACUUGAAUAAGGGAUUGCUCACCUGCUGCUCUGUGGAGAAUCAGUCUUUGGAAAGAAAAGCAGAUUGGUUGCCUGGAUGCUGGUUGGAGAAAGGUGAUGAACAAAUUAGUCAUUGGGAAUUUUGUGUUUGUAAAAUUUAGGGUGAGGUCAGCUCUUGCAACUCUUUAGAUCUGUAUGUUGCCCUUUUUAAGAUAUUUCUGUUAUGAUGUUAAAGUUUAAAAGGGUUUUCUAACCACUGUCAGUUUCAAUUACAACAUUUUGUCAAGGGUUUUUUUGUUUUUUGUUUUUCUCUUCUGAUUGUUACUUGAUGCUAGCUGGAAUUCAGGAAAUGUCAAAUGACCUUAUUCAAAUAAAAGAAUUAUUUUAGUAAA